Xylaria bambusicola is the source of this 2085-nucleotide messenger RNA. RefSeq names its product pheromone A receptor-domain-containing protein. The record is from RefSeq and is a predicted model, not a curated record. Bases 265 to 1989 code for a protein of 574 amino acids. Lineage: Eukaryota; Fungi; Ascomycota; Sordariomycetes; Xylariales; Xylariaceae. Gene Ontology annotation, cellular component: membrane. The transcript has 3 exons. Gene Ontology annotation, biological process: G protein-coupled receptor signaling pathway. Gene Ontology annotation, molecular function: mating-type factor pheromone receptor activity.
UAUACAUACGCUGAAUAUGAUGUUCAUGUAUUGUUCUAUUAAUUUUGCCACUCGGUAAAAGUACUUAGAUAUGCUAGGUACUUCAGGCGAACUGUACAAACACAACCUCAGAGCCACAUUGCCCAAGCAACAGAGCACAUUUGAUUGCCUAGGCUCUUUCUUUCAUUACAGCAGAAAUCCAACCCUUUCCCGGCCAUACAACUUUACUUUGAAGACAGUGGAUUUUCUAGUCGCCGUUCUUUGGAACUCGACACUACACCAACCAUGACACAGGCGUCUGAAACUAACCAUGGCCUCUUGGCCAACCUGAUAGCCCGGGUCAUUCUGGCCUUCGUGGGAAUGUUGCUCUGCUGGGUACCUGUCCGCUUACUCGUGCGUAACGGCGAGUUCGCAGCGGUAGUGCUGAUCAUCGAUGUGACGAUAAUGAACACAUUCACCAUACUCAACGCGCUGAUCUGGCACGAUGACAAUUGGACCACAUGGUGGGAUGGCACAGGCCUAUGCGACGUCGAAGUGUACCUAUCAGGACCACUUCAGACAAUCUACGCUGCUUCAAUCUUCACCGUCAUGUAUCACCUUGCUCAACAAGUCAAGGUCACUGGAGCUAGACGGGAUCGAAGUCUGAGGACUCGGCGUAAUCUCAUUCAAGCCGCUAUCAUCUUCCCCAUUCCGGCUAUCCAGCUUGCAUUCACUUAUUUCGACUUGGCGCAGCGGUAUAUCAUCGGGACCCUCAUAGGCUGCUCUGCUGUCUACGAUACUAGCUGGCCGAAGACUUUGGUCUAUGACGUUCCCCCAGCAGUAUUUGCAGUCCUGUCUGUUCCCUAUGCCAUACUCCUCUGGAAACGAUAUCAUGUAAUCACAAAGCAGACAAAGGGGAUCCUCAAGUCCAACAGCCAGGCCUCGAUACGCGCCAGUCGCACGCGUCUACGACUCUAUAACAUGUCACUGUCGAUACUCGUGAUCUAUCUUCCGGUGAUGAUUUAUUUUCUAGUCUGUAAUGUUCAAGACACGCUCUCGUCCGACCACAGCUAUGACUUCAACAGAAUGCGCUGGUCAGCCACGCCAUAUCCCUGGGACACAAUCCUCUUCGUUCCGUCGUGGAUAAUUCCAUCAUUUGUCAUGAACCAACCUUGGAUUCCCAUCGCGACGGCUGCUGCUAUAGUAGCGUUCUUCGGCAUGACCAUAGAGGCUCGAAAGGUUUACCGUCAAUAUGCAGAAUAUGCCGGGCUGGGACUAUGCGUUCGAAGAUUCAGGCCACGAAGUGGUCAAGGUCAUAACUCAGUUGACGAAAGUGGAGGAUCGAGAGAGAGUAGAAAGACGCUUCUGCCGAAUUGUGUGCAGGACUGCACUGGAGAUCAACGUGGACAGAGCUCGAUCAUACCUACGAUUGAGCACCCCGAUAAUGCUCGAAUUCCAAAGCUCCCGGCUUCCUCGAACCUGUUAGGUCAGCUUCCUAUCACCACGCUCAAAACGCCGCCAAUUAUACCACCACGCUUCUCAUCGCUACGCCCAAGCUUCACCUUCCGAACACCAACUCUGCAAUCGAUUCGGCGAACCAUCAGGUUCGCCUCAGCGCUGAGCGCAUAUAGAAGCCAUGGUACAAGCAGCGCCAGCAAUGCCACAACAGGCAACUUGACUGAGUCUGACCACACCAAUUCCAUCCCCAUGCUACCCCUUCCCAGUGUGCGAGCCGUUCGUGCCUCCUUCCUAGUAACAAGCCCAUCAAUGGAUUUCUGGGCCGAAUCAGCCGCUAGGAUUCCACGUCCCGUGAGCAGAUUCGAGAUGAGAACUCCUACCAGUGCGCAUCAGCGCUCCGCGUCAGGUAGAUACAGUGAUGAGUGGCAGAUAAAUAGCAGUGGCCGUGGAGCUCAGAGAGAUAGUUUCCCGCGCGAGGUCACAUUGACAAGUAUUUAUACGACGACAAGUGGUACUCAUACAAACAUGAGUCACUCCUCAUCUGGGCCCGAUGGCGUUGGUAUCGCGAGUUAGUUCAUGUUGCCGUACGGCUGGAGAAUUAUGAUGUCCAUGUUAGGGAAGAAACACACGUAGCAAGCUACGAUCUAUGUAGCUAAGUUUGAUGUCGAG